AGAUGUCGGCUCAGUCAUGUGAUCAGCUGUGUCCAAUCACAGCUGAUCACAUGGGACAUGUACACUGAUCAUCAGGGCACUGAUGAUCAGUGUGGCCCCAGAAGUGCCACCUGUCAGUGCUCAUCAGUGCCAGUGCCCAUCAGUGCCACGUGCCAGUGCCCAUCAGUGCAUACCAGUGCACAUCUGAGCUGUCUUCCAAUGUCACCCAUCAGUGCCAGUCAGUGCCACCUGUCAAUGCUUAUAAGUGCUGCCAAUCAGUGCCACCUAUCAGUGCCUGUCAGUGUCACC
Staurois parvus is the source of this 288-nucleotide messenger RNA. The record is from the annotation of a GenBank genome assembly. Lineage: Eukaryota; Metazoa; Chordata; Amphibia; Anura; Ranidae.